Dictyostelium purpureum is the source of this 1522-nucleotide messenger RNA. RefSeq lists its product as uncharacterized. NCBI's taxonomy places the organism in Eukaryota, Evosea, Eumycetozoa, Dictyosteliales, Dictyosteliaceae. The transcript has 2 exons. Bases 1 to 1440 code for a protein of 479 amino acids. Gene Ontology annotation, molecular function: protein binding. The record is from RefSeq and is a predicted model, not a curated record.
AUGGGUAAUAAUAUUUCGCAAAAAGCUAGAGAUAGAAUUUAUUUAUGUAAAGAAAAUAAUGGUAAAGAUUUAAAUUUAUCACAAUGUAAUAUUAAAAGAAUACCAAGAAGAAUUUUAAAGUUUAAAAAGAGUUUAAAGGAUUUAAAUGUUGGAAAGAAUAAUAUAACAGAAUUUUAUAAACAAGUUGAAAAGCUUACAGGUUUAGAAAAAUUAAUUGCAGAUUCCAACGAACUAAAAGAGAUUUGCCCCAAUUUAUCAAAGUUAGAAUUCCUUGUGUAUUUGGAUGUAUCAAACAAUAUCCUUUCAAGUGUGCCAAAUAAUUUAAAGGCAUUGACUGUAUUGAAUAUCUCUUACAACUCAAUUCAAAGUUUUGGAAAUGUUGCUAUUGUAUUACCAGCUCUUCAAGAAUUAAUCUACACACACAACAAGGUAUCAAUUUUCCCAACAGAGAUUUUAGAACUUCGUACACUUCGUGUAUUGAAUUUAGCUGGUAAUCGUUUGAACUAUCUUCCUGACGAAAUUUCACAUCUAGCUGGCUCUUUAGAAGAACUAAACCUUUCAGAGAAUGUUUUCACAUCCUUCCCAACACCAAUUGCCUCUCUAACAAAUCUUCGUUUCUUAAGUUUAUCAAAUAAUAAUCUUGGCACUCUUAGUAAUCAUUUCACCACUCUUUCUAAAUUGGAGACUAUUGACUUUAGUGGUUGCUCUUUGACUGCUUUCGACUUUGACCUUUCUCAAUUAAGUAAUUUAGCCGAAAUCUAUCUCUCAAAUAAUAGAAUUCCUCAAUUUAGUUUAACCACAUCUCUUUCUUUUUCCAGUCUUGUAAAUUCUUUAAGAAUUUUAGAUUUAUCAAAUGGUUGUUUCACUGCAAUUCCAAAACAAAUUGGUUGGUGUAGAAAUCUUAGAAGAUUAAUGUUGGCACAAAAUCAAAUUACUAAAAUUCCAGGUGAAUUAUUUUUAUUAAAUCCUUCAAGUGAUAUCAUUUUAACCCAAAAUCCAUUAGAAUACCCAUUAGGUGAAUGGAUAAAAGAAGGUAUACCAACAUUUUUAAGAAAUUUAAAACCAUACAUGAAAUGUUAUGGUCCAAAUUGUUCAGUUUCAGGUUUAGAACCAAAUCUAAAAGCAAUGGCACCAAAUCAAUUUAAUAUUGAUGCUUUUGAUUAUGAUAAUCAACCAAGAAUUAGUGGCGGUGAUGAAUUUAAAGUUCAAAUGUUAUUAAAUGGCACAGAUGAUGUUAUUCCAGACGAAAACUCUGCUUAUCCAAUGAGAAACUCUUUAUUCUUUAAGAAUAUCGAAUGCGUUGUCAAAGAUAAUAAAUCAACUAAACCAGGCACCUAUACUGUUUACUUCAAUUCCCCACAAACAGGUACCUAUACUGUCAACAUUACCUCUGACAAUUUACCAAUUAAAGGUUCACCAUUUACAAUCGAAUUAAGUUAAAUUAAUAAAAUUGUUAUGGUUGAAAAAAAAAGAAAAAAAAAAACAAAUAAAUUUUAUAAAAACUUUUUAUUUUUUUAAUAAU